Messenger RNA from Pundamilia nyererei, 744 nucleotides. Its product is annotated as transmembrane protein 14C-like. The transcript is spliced from 4 exons. Gene Ontology annotation, cellular component: mitochondrial membrane. The coding region runs from base 198 to 524 and encodes 108 amino acids. Gene Ontology annotation, biological process: regulation of heme biosynthetic process. Lineage: Eukaryota; Metazoa; Chordata; Actinopteri; Cichliformes; Cichlidae. The record is from RefSeq and is a predicted model, not a curated record.
GCCACCGGAAGUGAAAGACUUAACUCUCCAUUCGGGAAGUUUCUAAGUGACAAUCAGUGGAAACGACUGUGUUUCAAACUUUUAGUGUCUUUUAAUCGGAGUUAGGAGUUAAAGUAACCAGUUAAAACGACCUGUGGUCACCGUGUUAACUAAACUCGCUGCAGGUUUAUCGCAGUAGAAGCUGCUGCUUUGUGCUCAUGGCUGUCGACUGGAUUGGGUUCAGCUAUGCUGCUCUGGUGUCGGCAGGAGGGGUCGUAGGUUAUGUGAAAGCAGGCAGUGUCACCUCUCUGGUCGCAGGGCUGCUGUUUGGCGUGCUGGCUGCGGUCGGCGCUUAUCUGACAUCUAAAAACCCCAGGAAUGUGUGGCUUUCAGCCGGCACUGCAGGAACUCUCUGUGUGGUGAUGGGACUGAGAUUUCUCGGCUCCUGGAAGUUCAUGCCAGCUGGAUUGAUGACUUCAUUGAGUUUGCUGGUAUUGAUGAAGACCUUCGCCAGAAUGGGAAAGACACAAUCACACAAAUCUUGAGCCAAAAUAAGCGUUUUUAGUGAGUCUGUGAAUACAUAAAAGAUCAAACUUACAGCAUUCCUCACCAUUUAUUUUCUUACUGCAGUCAUACUUUUGUUAAAAAUGUGAUCAUAUAGAAAGGGCUUCCUGGAGCCUGUCCUGCCUCAGAUCACACAGUUGUGUUAUCAAUAAUUUUUUCUUUAUUGUAUGAAAAACAUUUUUAAAUAAAGUUUUUGGCUGU